Microcebus murinus (gray mouse lemur) is the source of this 3567-nucleotide messenger RNA. Lineage: Eukaryota; Metazoa; Chordata; Mammalia; Primates; Cheirogaleidae. The record is from RefSeq and is a predicted model, not a curated record.
GUAUGUAGGGUGAUACACGAUUCUUGCUUACACUGUGGCCGACGGGAGCAGCCCUUCCGUGAACCACCCACCCCAUCAGGGCAUCUGUCUGCGACGGAGACUUUCUGCCUCAGGACGUUCUAUUUCAGGUCCAGAAGAUUCUCGCCGCAAGGAAGAGAGGCAGCAGUGACAUAGAUGUGGAAGGGGACAGGGGCCCUUUUCCCUUCGCGUCUAGUCCGCUCCACACCCCCACCGGCCUCCCUGGCCGCUACGGGGUGAAGCAGCUGUAGGACCAGGAAAAGCAAGAAGAAACCGCCCUCCGCUUCUCUUCCCGGGAGUCCGGGCCGUGAGCCUGGCCCUCGGGGCGCGUUUCUCUGUGACUCUGGCCGCUCGCUCUUUUGCCAUCUCAGCGAAGUCUUGAACCCAUGUCCUAGAACCUUUUAUCGGCCUUUUGGAAGCAGCUCGUAUGGGACAUAGAAGGAGAGUCAAGUUUCUGAACUGAGGAAUAUAGAAAAAUCAGCCGUGCUUCUUCCUGCCGCUGUUUACCAGAGGGAAGUCAGCGGGGCCCCAAGAGGUCGCUGGUGGCGCAGGAACGGCGGCCGGAUUGUAGAGAAAAGAGAGGGGGGAAAACACCCAGAAACUUUCUUCCUUGUUGUGAAUAAUCGCCGCCCCCCCGCCCCCCAGCAGAAGCAGUAACGUGACACCCGAGCGAAGCCGGGAGACCGAGCGGAGAGGGGGGGGGACGGGGAGGAGAGAGGGCUGCGGAGCGCCGAGGGAGAGGGGAGGAGGAGGAGGAAAGCCCCUGUCAGGGAGGUGGAGCGAGGGGAUGGUGUCCGCCCCCCGUUCCUCCCUGCCGUUUUUUAGAGGAGCCUGAACCGGGACAAAACACGCCGAGACCGACAGACACAAAGCCGGGGGGUCCACGCUGGCGCUGGAGGCGAGCCCCGUCGGCCGCGAGCGAGCCCGAGGCGCGGCGGGGCGCGGGGCGCGGGGGCGCUAGCGGGCGCGGGACGGGCGCGGAGCCCCGGCGCGGGCAGCGCCCCCGAACCGGGGCCGGGCAUCUCGGCCGCUCGGGCCGCGGCGGCGGGGACCAUGCCGAGGAAAGUCUCCUGAGCCCGGCAACUCCGGCCCCUCCCCGCCCCCACGCGGCGGCCCUUCGCGCGGCCCUCUCCAUGUGCAGCCGGCCGGCCAGGCUCUCCUCCUCGCGGCGGAUGGGUGACCUUUUCCUGGCGCGGGCAGGCUGUGCGAGGCGGCGGAGCCGGCGAUGAAGAAGAAGCAGCAGCAUCCCGGCGGCGGCGCGGAUCCCUGGCCCCAUGGGAACCCUCUGGGGGGCGCCCCUCCAGGCCCGGGCAGCUGGAAGCGCCGGGUCCCCCUGCUGCCUUUCCUGAGCUUCUCCCUCCGGGACUACGGUUUCUGCAUGGCCACCCUGCUGGUCUUCUGUCUGGGCUCCCUCUUCUAUCAGCUCAGCGGGGGACCCCCUCGCUUCCUGCUCGACCUGCGGCAGUAUUUGGGAAACUCCACUUACUUGGAUGACCAUGGACCACCUCCUAGUAAGGUACUACCUUUCCCAAGCCAGGUGGUGUAUAACAGAGUAGGCAAAUGCGGGAGCCGUACUGUGGUCUUGCUUCUGAGAAUCUUGUCAGAGAAGCACGGAUUUAAUUUGGUCACAUCAGACAUUCACAACAAAACCAGGCUCACUAAAAACGAACAAAUGGAACUGAUUAAAAAUAUAAGUACUGCCGAACAACCCUAUUUAUUCACCCGACAUGUUCAUUUCCUCAACUUUUCAAGGUUUGGAGGAGACCAGCCUGUCUACAUCAACAUCAUUAGAGACCCCGUCAACCGGUUUUUAUCUAACUAUUUUUUCCGUCGCUUUGGAGACUGGAGAGGGGAACAGAAUCACAUGAUCCGCACCCCCAGCAUGCGGCAGGAGGAGCGCUACCUGGAUAUCAACGAGUGUAUUCUCGAAAACUACCCCGAGUGUUCCAACCCCAGAUUAUUUUACAUCAUUCCGUAUUUUUGUGGACAGCAUCCCAGAUGCAGGGAGCCUGGUGAGUGGGCCCUUGAACGAGCAAAGCUGAACGUGAAUGAAAACUUCCUGCUCGUGGGGAUUCUCGAAGAGUUGGAAGAUGUGCUGCUUUUACUGGAAAGAUUUUUACCUCAUUACUUCAAGGGCGUGCUCAGUAUCUACAAAGACCCAGAGCACAGGAAACUUGGAAACAUGACUGUGACGGUGAAGAAGACUGUCCCCUCUCCCGAGGCCGUGCAGAUCCUCUACCAGCGGAUGAGAUACGAGUACGAGUUCUACCACUACGUCAAAGAGCAGUUCCACCUGCUGAAGCGCAAGUUUGGACUCAAGUCUCGCGUCAGCAAGCCCCCCCUGAGGCCGCACUUCUUUAUCCCAACCCCACUGGAAACCGAGGAGCCCAUCGACGAUGAGGAACAAGAUGAUGAAAAGUGGCUGGAAGAUAUUUAUAAGAGAAACCAACAGGUCUCUCUAGAAUUUUUUCUUCCUGCACUAAAAUUGGACAUAAGCCAAGAUAUAAAGCGAGUCAUUAAGAACCUGCCGGGUGUGUGCUAAAGCUACUUUAUCAUGAGACGUAUUAAGAAGGCUCCAGCCCACGGGAGUCCAGUGAAGCCGGGGACCCCAGAGGCAGAGUCCACCGCUUGGCCACGUGGGGGCCUCCUUUCUGCCUCGGGGGACUAUGGCAGGGAAAUGAUUAAGGGCUACGUUCUUAGAGGAGGAAAUAUCCUUUGUCCUGUCCAGAGAGACCAGGGCUCCCAUUAGGCACACUUUCAAAAGCAACCCGGAGAACAGAUAUCAUAUUUGAAACAAGUACCAAAACUGCUGCCUGCUACAUUGUGAGUCAUUUCUAUGAAAUCUCAUAUGGAGAAUGAUGAUUAGUUUACACACUGUGCAAGCUCACAAUCUGAAAAUAAAGUUGAGCUGGCUCUGUUUUCUCUGCUGUCAUCAGAAAAUCAGGAGAAUUGGAAAGAUUUGUCCUCUUACUGCAAGUUCACAUGGGCCCUUCUACCCAUGUGUUCAAAGGCGUUUAUUUUCAGCAGCGAUCAUUAUAACCUCCCAACAAAAGAUGCUGACGGACUUACUUGUGGGGGCCUUAGUGUUAUUUUGUCCCAACAGACAGCCUCUAGGUCCUGAAAGUCAAGGCACUUCAUCAGUUUAUUUGGCAUACAUGACAACGUUUUUUUGGCUCUGGGCCCAACACAGUUUGUAAUUCAUGAAAUAUAUUGUACAUUUUACAUAGUUUAAUUUAAAAAAUACCUUUUAAGCUAGUUGAUCUUUGACUGCCUUAUUUAUUAUAACCUUUCAGCACAUUCCAAGAUUUUAGUUACUCAGGAAGGAGUUAAUUAAAAUGAUUUUAUUUUGGUCUGAUGGAUGUUUUUUAAAAGGAAAAUUAUUAUUAUGAACCUUCAGCCCACUUUCCUUGAGUGCCGUAAAAGUGCUUGUAAAUCUUUUUUUUUUUUUAAAGAAGAGAGAAAAAAUGAUGUUUGACAUUGAUGGAAAUUCAAAAAUAUAUAUGGAACUGAAACAUUAGCUUAGCUAAAAUAAAAGCAAUCUGUGUUUGA